AUGUCAUACCACCAUUUUGAUGACAUGCUCAAAAUACACCGUGUGGAUUCUCUGACCCGCUCCCAGACCAUAUCUCACAGAGGAAUGAGAGGAGCACAGAGCCUAGAGAGAUUUAGAGAUUACAAUAUGGGUAAACUGGUCCACCUGCUGCCUCAGAUUGUCUUAUUAUGCACACUGACUAUUACAGAUAAAAUAUCAGCUUUUGACUACAAAUGCAGAGAUAGGAUGUCAGUGUAUGGGUCAGUCUUCAUUCCUCCUCCACCACCACCUCCUUUUCCUCCUGAAUCACAAGUGUCUUUACUUAUGAUUGACAUAACUGAGGAUAUAACAGGAUUGAAAGGUGAAAAGGGUAGUCGAGGACCUAGAGGUGAAAAGGGCGAGACAGGGGAAAUGGGACCUGAGGGUUAUCUAGGUUUCCCCGGUAAUGUUGGUCAACCUGGAGAGAAGGGAGAAAAGGGUGAGAGAGGCUGGAUUGGUAUGUCUGGAGAGGAUGGUGAACCAGGAAUAGAACAGGGAAGAAGAGGCCGGACAGGUUCCAAGGGUGCUGCUGGCAGACAAGGUGCCAAAGGCCACAAGGGUGAUAUGGGAUUGAAAGGAUACACUGGACUACAAGGCCUGCAUGGGCCAAGGGGAGUUGCCGGGAAAAGAGGCCGAACAGGCAUCAAAGGUGACCAAGGGCCAACUGGCAUGUUUGGAUAUGCCGGGAUAAUGGGCAGACCAGGGAUGACGGGACGGCCAGGGGAACCAGGAAGAGUACUACUGAUAGCUGGGCCCAAAGGAGAAAAGGGAGUCGAUGGAGUCACAACACAAUGCAACUGUUCCUGGGAUAACGCAUCUGAACAAACUCAUAAACAACUACCACAGUCUACAGGGGUUGUAUCUCUCAUUCUCAUUGCAAACAAUGAGAAGGAAAUGUUAGAUUUACAAUCAGAGAAUACAAUGGUCUUAAGGAAGGAUAUUCGUGCAUUAUUCAUCUUCACAAAUUCAAAAUGGAAACGUGUUCAAGUGCCUCAAAAAUUGCACAAGACGUGA
Molecule: messenger RNA, 1032 nt
Organism: Sardina pilchardus (European sardine)
Lineage: Eukaryota; Metazoa; Chordata; Actinopteri; Clupeiformes; Clupeidae
Product: acetylcholinesterase collagenic tail peptide-like
Exons: 15
Coding region: 1-1032 (343 amino acids)
Biological process (GO): extracellular matrix organization
Cellular component (GO): collagen type XI trimer
Molecular function (GO): extracellular matrix structural constituent conferring tensile strength
Source: RefSeq, a predicted model, not a curated record